AUGCAGGCGGGGAGUCUGGUAGCCCUGCGGAAGGUGAAGGUGUACGGGAGCAGGGAGUCGCUGUUCAUUAUCGGGUUGAACAAAAAGCAGGAGGCGUACGAAAUAACAGAAGUGGCGCGAAGCAGAGAGAUUCAUGUGAAGCGCAACUUCCAACUACACACAAAGUCCUCUUACCGCAACUUCGUGGGGAAAAAUGGGUUAGAGUAUGUAUGCAAGUGUGAAGGGUUACUGGGAUGCAUCCGGUUCCUAAGUUACCCUUACCUGUACGUAAUAACGAAGAAGGAGAAAGUAGCUGUCCUAUUCAAUGAGCACAAAGUGUAUGUCGUUAAGUCGGUCCUGUUGAUUCCGUUCCGGGAUGAUGUAUUUGAAAACUUCAAUGAUGAAAAUGAAUUGGUGCAAAUCUUCUACAACAGUGUUAAUCACAAAUACAUAUAUUUCUCCUACACAUAUAACUUACCCUGCUGUGUACAAGAGAAUUAUUACCUACAAAAAGAAUUCCUCAGAGGAGUGAACAUCCAUUGUAAGGACUACAAAAAUGAGUACCUGUGGAAUCGUUACCAUAGUAAGUCAUUUAUGCGGCAAAAUGUAUUCAUAUGUGUACCAGCGAUAAGUGGGUUCUUUGUUCAGUCUAAAUUUUGUUGCGAGGGGAAAGUGAUAGAUGUGACUUUUAUCGCCAGGAGGUGUCACAAGUACGCUGGGACGAGGUACCGAAAGAGAGGUAUAAAUGCAAAGGGUUACUCAGCUAACCAAGUGGAAACAGAACUCAUUUUAUUUCAACGAGAUUAUGAAACUGCUAUUCUUUCUUAUGUACAACUGAGAGGAUCUGUUCCUGUGUUCUGGAGUCAGGGUAUUAAUUAUCAUUUGCUGAAGAGACCCAAAAUUAAAUGCAUAAAAAAUGACGUCCUUUUUACCUGCACGAAAAAACACUUCAAUCAUCUGUUCGCACGAUAUGGGUACCCUAUUAUCGCUAUUAACCUGUUGAGCAAAAAUAAACACAGUGAUGAAAAUAAUUUAUCUAAUGAGUACGAAGCUUGUAUUGGUGUGAUCAACAAGGACAUGCCUCCUCCGAUUAGAAUCAUUUACAAACACCUCGACUUGAGGAAGGCAUACAAAAUUGGAACAAAAUACACUCUACAAAAAUUGAAAAUUAUUUUUAAUUUUUCGCAACGCAAUGUGGGAUACUUCUACCUCCGCAAUGGGCAGGUGGUCCUCUUCCAACGAGGUAUCCUGCGAUUCAAUUGUGUGGACUGUCUUGAUCGGACGAACGCUGCUCAAUUAUUCCUGAAGAUGUACAUGCUGGUACAUUUUUUGGAGUUGAUUACUCGCGUGAAGAAGAAGGUUCUAUGUGUUAACCACGUGGGAUAUUUAUCGCAGAUGUAUGAAGAGCUGGGGGACGCCAUAGCGAAUCAGUAUGCGGGUUCUACAGCACACAAGAAGUAUACACCUGGGCAGAGUAACAAUUUUUUUGUUCAAUCUAAGGAGCUACUGACUUCCAUUAAGCGGUACUACAUUAGCUCCUUCAACGACCUGGAGAAGCAAAAGUCCAUUAAUCUGUUUUUGGGGGUGGCAGACGACAAGCUGCAGGACAUGCGGCACGCGCACGACCUCGACACGUACGUGCACGGGCGCACGUUCUUCCGACCCUCGGGCUCUGGGCGCGACGCCCCCUUCUGGUGGGUCCUCCCGUUGGAGCGCUUUUGCGCCAAGGCGGAGUCGCUGCUGGGUGGGAGCCUCCGCAGGGGGCCGGCUAAGGGGCGGUCUGGCAAGCGAUCUGACAAGCGGUCCAAGCGUAGAACUGCUAGACGAACUGCUACGAAGCAUGCCCAAGGGAGGGGAAACAAGGUCGUGCCCAACAUGCUGCGCAACCUGAAGUUCUACCGCUGCUUCAGCGACACAAAUGUGUUUAAAAAUUUGUAUAACGUGCACAACUGGGAGGGGCGGUUCGCGCAGGUGGUGGAGGUAGCAGUGCGAGGAUCGUCUGAAGUGGGGACAAAUGCACAAGUGACAUGUGCGUCUUCCACUGCAGCGGCGUUGUUGUUGAAGAGUUGCGGUGGAGCAAGUUAUGUGGGCAGGCGGUCCAUCAAAUCUGAGGCAGACGUGCUGUCCCCAUUCGAGAAGUCCCUAAACCUAAUAGCUCACAUACACAAAUUAUACGACACAUACAAACACGAUUUCUGCUUCUACUUUAAAAAUAAGAAUAUAUUUAGGUACCGCGUGUGGAGAAUAAUAGCUACUUAUAAUUAUCUCACUUACUUAAGGACCUUUUUUGAUGUGUUUUUUCUUUUGUACUAUUGUUUUUGUAAGAGGUACAGCGUGCGCAUGGUAUAUAUGAGUCAUGUGAACUUCGUGUGUGCGUCACUGGGGGGGGAGAAGCGCGCAGAGGAGAGGGCGAAUAAUACCGUGGGUCAGUGCAACCAACGAGUGUAUAGGGGUUCCCCUCCCCUGGUUAAUUUUUACACAUUCGAGAAAGACGUGCAGGAGAUCAUUCACCAGUAUGGUAGUUACAAGAAGGUAUCCUUUGCCUUGGAGCCCUACUUGCAUUAUACCAGCUUGAACAGCGCGCCUUAUCACUACAUGUUGAUGAGUGGGCGUUCCCUUAUUGGGAGCAGAGGGGACAAGAAGAAACGUCCUUCCUUCAGAACAAGACACAUAUGUAAAAAAGGAUCAGUGACGAACAUUUUCAAACGUUCUUGUGGUAGCCAUGUGAAUGAUUCUGUUGUAGUACACGAGGAGGGCAAGACACGCUGCAAAUUCAUGCUCAAGACAAAGAUAUUUGAGCAAAUGAGGAACGGGGUGGUUAAGGGGCAGGGCUCCUGUGCCUAUUACUCGAGAGCGUAUGAGAGGGCCAAAAGGAGGUGCAGCGAGGGGCCUGCAACGGGGCGGAUGCAAACGACGGAGCAGACGCAACAGUUGGAGCAGCUGGAACAGCUGGAACACCAGAUCAAAAAGACGCCGCGGGGGUACUGCCCAAUAUAUUUCAAUGCCAACAUGGUUAAGUUUUUUUUUUUUAUAUAUAGUAGUUGUCGUGGGGGAGAUGCCACGGGGGAGAACGCGGGGAGGUCUGCUUCGAUGUCGGUCGUGAAGGAGGUCGUCAUGGAUGCGUUGCGGGUGGCGAUGGGGCUGCCUGCAUCGCUUGGGGUAAUGCAGACGAGCGUGCCCGCGCAGAACAUGCAGCUGCUGCUCAGGCAAGCGACCCGGGCGCGCUCCCUCCAACACUUCCUCUCCGACCUGUACAUGCACUACGUGUACAAAAACGACCAGUACAAGGAACUCCACGUAGAAAGCCUCCACAACCCCAACGCGCCAAGCUGCAGUGACGAAAAGAGCAAAGUGAAAAAGUCCGAACAAAGGUUCCUGCUAGACGAGUAUGAUACAUUUGAACAUAAUUUAAAAAAAAAAAAAAAAAAAAUUUGGCAGGUCGAUCGGAAAAUAAAAAAUGAAGUCGGCAAGCAUCAUGCACAUUUGUGCCAGGAGUACCUCUCCUUUAAGCAUUUCACAAAAACUUAUUUCAACGACAUGAUAGAUUUGAGGAGACGAGACAGGGAGGUAAACAAAUUCUUUCUUCACCAGAUUGAGUUGGGCAAUACUCUAACGUCCAAUCAGACUUACCAAUGCUUUGUGGAAAAUUCCUCCUACUUCAAAAAGCUCGAGGGCAAGAAGAACCAUUUCACGACUACAUGGACCUCCGCGCAAAUGGCACCCAACGUCAACGUUUUGCGUCAUCGACUCGAGGGUCAGGUGGACUAUCGGCAGUACUGCAACCCGAUGGAACGUGAAAUUUUCCGCCCUUAG
Messenger RNA from Plasmodium fragile, 3792 nucleotides. RefSeq lists its product as uncharacterized. The transcript has a single exon. The record is from RefSeq and is a predicted model, not a curated record. The coding region runs from base 1 to 3792 and encodes 1263 amino acids. Lineage: Eukaryota; Apicomplexa; Aconoidasida; Haemosporida; Plasmodiidae. Gene Ontology annotation, molecular function: phosphatidylinositol-3,5-bisphosphate 5-phosphatase activity. Gene Ontology annotation, biological process: phosphatidylinositol dephosphorylation. Gene Ontology annotation, cellular component: intracellular membrane-bounded organelle.